CGCACACCACCAUUAGCUGACAACUUCCCCAGCAGUCGGUCACACCGCAGACAGCGCCGAUACAAUGUCGGGCCUCCUGAACAAACGCCCAGUCGCCAAGGCCUUCGCUGUUUUCACUGUCGGCGGAUUCAGUACAUACAUGGUUUCCCGUUUCUUCAGCAAGCGCGCUUUCGCGGAGUCGCCGAUGCCGACGCCGACGCCGAAGAGGGUCUUUGGCAAAGGGCCGGCUUUCGUGUACCUCCAACUUCAUAGAUCCAAGACUGUCAACCAUAACACCAAGCGGCUCUGCUUCAGGCUUCCAGGCGGAGAGAAUGCGCAAAGUGGUCUCGACCUUACCUCUGCUCUUCUGACCUUCUCCAAACCUGCCGGUAGCUGGCUACCUGUUUUGCGUCCUUACACACCGAUCAGUAAGCCGGGUAAAUGAUCCUCUUUUUCGCUGAUUGGUCACGCUUCCUCUGGC
Messenger RNA from Aspergillus costaricaensis CBS 115574, 460 nucleotides. RefSeq lists its product as uncharacterized. NCBI's taxonomy places the organism in Eukaryota, Fungi, Ascomycota, Eurotiomycetes, Eurotiales, Aspergillaceae. Bases 65 to 424 code for a protein of 119 amino acids. The transcript has 2 exons. The record is from RefSeq and is a predicted model, not a curated record.